Penicillium brasilianum is the source of this 408-nucleotide messenger RNA. NCBI's taxonomy places the organism in Eukaryota, Fungi, Ascomycota, Eurotiomycetes, Eurotiales, Aspergillaceae. The record is from the annotation of a GenBank genome assembly.
AUGUGGGAAUUCCUCAAAUCCCCCUCCCGCCGCCGCCGCGAAGAACGCCAGCGCCAACAGGAACAACUCCGCAAGGACAUGGCCAUACAAAAAGCUCUCCAAGAGCGCUACGAGCGUGAAGCCAAGGCCCAGCCUGCUUCUACACCGACCGCUGCUACCCCGGCUUACAAGGCUUACUAUCCCUCUUCGAAUACUACAAAGUCCACGCGGGCGUCGCGUGGCUCGGGAUACUCCGGUGGAGGGUCUUAUGGGGGUGGGUAUGUAGGUGAUUCGGGGGGUUCUUAUGGUGGAGGUGGAUAUGGGGAUGGUGGGGGUUCGAGUUCGGGCGGUUGUUCCGGGGGAGGUUCGUCUGGAGGUGAUGGGGGUGGCGGCGGUGGUGGAGGUGGUGGUGAUGGCGGUGGUUGCUGA